UGUAACAAAGCUGUCAUUAUGUUUAAACAUCUUUCAAUUUUAAUCCACGAUGCCCAACUUUGCCUGUGCGGUACCACAUGCAUCCAACGGCACAAAAACGAGAGCCAUUGUGGCAGUAGAAGGUAAUGGAUCUCCCAUUGAUCCCAUCUCAUCUGGAUUUGACCUCCCAUGAACAAGGAACUGUCGGACUCCUUAGUGUCCAAAUCACCGGAGAGCCGAAAUAUGAGAAUCGCAUUUGGAUUAGUCAGUUCCAGUCUCAAUCAUGAAGGAUAACGUAGGUUCCUUCGUGGUCCUUCUCGGUCUUUCCACAAUACUUCUUGCCGUGUGUCGGCCUUCCCAAGGGUCCCCUUUCAACACAAUGGACUUUGAUUCCCUCGAGGAGUUUGGAUCCAAGACCAAGCGGCCUUUUUGUAACGCCUUUACAGGUUGCGGACGCAAACGCUCUGAUCCCGAUCUCGACCUGUCGAGUGACCUGGAUCAAGAGGCUGAGCAGAUUGGGGAGCACAUGAUCACAGGACUGAGCCCCAUGGAACUGAUGCAAACUCGGAAAUUCGGCAUGUCCAGUCUGAGACCAGAGGGUGGCCAACUUGGAUUCUUUCCCGGAUACUUGAAAAGGAAAUAAGUGUCCCCUCAGACAUCAGCCAUCUUCUUCCCUCCUUCCAUCCUCAUUCUCAGACUACAAUAAAGUGUUAGCCGAGAUGAUUGGCUUGUUUUUAGAUCCGAUCAAGCUAUCCAAAUCCAAAAUUGCUCCCUUUCAAACUGGAGCAAUCACAUCAUACCUUCAUACCUAUGAGCGUUGCUGAGUGCAAAGUUCGGAGUACUUUCAGCCUUGUCUUUGUGUGUCUUGAGAAAACUUGAUCGCACCUCGUUCCGUUCUUGUGCUUUUUGUGCUCAGGAACCUUUUUUUAGACGGAUCGCAGGAUCUUCAAUCGUCAGUUUCCUUUAACCAGAUCCCAAUUUACCGUCCAGGCUCGAGUUUGGACUCUCGGAAGAAAGCGAUCCGGUCAAGCGAAGGAACCUUAAUUGGUUCUACCAACAACAUUCGAGCACGUUCGAUUACUAGAUCCGAAGAUGGCGCCCCAAUUUCCGCGAUCUUCUCAUGUCUAUGAUCGGACGAACUCCUAUUUUUAACCAUGAAGUGCCUCUAUCUUGAAGCUCAGCUCAGUAAUAGCAGUAAUGAGUCUGAGAACGUAGAUCCAUUUUGUGAACAAUAUUUUUGUGUUUUUUGUCUCGUGAGCAAUUUCUGCGUUAUCUUACUGUAUUCAUCCAUCCUUCACGGAGGUUGGUCUUAAUUUACGGUUUAGAUUAUAAGAUAUACAGAAUGGUUUGUCAUUCGUUUUAUGUUGUAAACAGAUCGAUCAAUGAGUCUUCCUAUCAAUAAACCUUCAAUGAGUG
This is a messenger RNA of Tigriopus californicus, 1395 nucleotides long. RefSeq names its product cardioactive peptide-like (gene CCAP). Bases 263 to 622 code for a protein of 119 amino acids. The transcript has 4 exons. NCBI's taxonomy places the organism in Eukaryota, Metazoa, Arthropoda, Copepoda, Harpacticoida, Harpacticidae. The record is from RefSeq and is a predicted model, not a curated record.